Myripristis murdjan (pinecone soldierfish) is the source of this 5166-nucleotide messenger RNA. RefSeq names its product collagen alpha-1(XXVIII) chain-like. The record is from RefSeq and is a predicted model, not a curated record. The coding region runs from base 287 to 3976 and encodes 1229 amino acids. The transcript is spliced from 36 exons. Gene Ontology annotation, biological process: extracellular matrix organization. NCBI's taxonomy places the organism in Eukaryota, Metazoa, Chordata, Actinopteri, Holocentriformes, Holocentridae. Gene Ontology annotation, molecular function: extracellular matrix structural constituent conferring tensile strength; serine-type endopeptidase inhibitor activity.
UGAAUAAACUUCUGGAAACAAGCUGCUGCUCAUAUUGCCAUUGCCAUUGUCCUUGAAUGAUACCAACUUGGCCUGAAGACUCAACACUAGAACCCAGCACUGGAGGAGAACACAGUUUGAUGCUCAGGACCUGGAUACCUAAUCUGAACCUUUAUCAAGUCUGAAAAGAGAAACUCUCCCUUCUACAUUUUUUUUCCCUGAAUCUUAUUACUGCACAAAGAGCUAUCCAGACCUAAGCACAUUGGAGACCUGAGUCAGCACUGCUGCAUUGCCAGUGGUGGUGGUGAUGUCCCCCUCACUGCAAUGGUUGUUGCUCCUUUGUGGACUUCAGGGUCUCUGGGCACAGGACUAUGAUGAUGACUAUGAGGAAGAGGCGGUGAGCACCAGAAGGAAGAGCAAAGUGUAUUCAGGAAAUGCCAUUCCAAACAAUGGCAGAUCGCUCAUCGAUGAAGACUGCAGUCUGGAGUUAGCCUUUCUGAUCGACAGCUCCGAGAGCGCCAAGGACAACCAUGAACAGGAAAAGCGUUUCGCCUCAGAUGUGAUGGAUCGUCUGCAGGGUCUCCGUCUGCAGACUGGCCGCGGCCUCAGCUCGCGUGCAGCCCUCCUCCAGUACAGCAGCCAUGUUAUCACUGAGCAGACGUUCAAACAGUGGAAGGGCACUGAAGACUUCAAGGCCCGAAUUGCUCCCAUCGUGUACAUCGGUCACGGCACCUACGCCACCUAUGCCAUCACCAACCUGACCCGCAUCUACCUGGAGGAGUCAGGUCCCAGCACUAUUAAGGUGGCCAUUCUGCUCUACGAUGGCAUAUCCCAUCCCAGGAACCCAGAUAUCUUUUCGGCUGUGGCGGAUGCCAAGAACCAAGGUGUCCGUUUCUUCACUAUCGGCAUCACACCUGAAGCCAAUGAGCCCUCCAACAUAGCCCAGCUGCGGCUGAUUGCUAGCUCACCAGCCUCUCGCUUCCUUCAUAAUCUGCAGGACAGAGGAAUAGUGGACAAAGUCAUCAAAGAGAUUACUGAGCUGGCAGAUGAAGGGUGUCCCCUUGCCCUGAGCAAGUGCGCAUGUGAGAAAGGCGAGAGGGGACCCAGCGGCCCGGCUGGCAAGAAGGGUCGUCCCGGAGAGGAUGGAAGCCCCGGUUCAAAAGGACAGAAGGGUGAGAGCGGGCUCAGUGGACUUCCAGGUCGAGAAGGGGCAGAGGGAAAGCCGGGAUACAAAGGAGAGAAGGGGGAGAGAGGGGAAUGUGGCACACCUGGAAUUAAGGGAGACAGAGGUCCUGAGGGUCCACUUGGGGGCAGAGGAAACCGAGGACCACAGGGUUUGCCUGGUCCACCUGGUGAUAUCGGAACUGAAGGUCCUAUGGGUAAAAAAGGGGAACGGGGACUUCCUGGGCCACCUGGAAUCCAAGGGGAAACAGGGAUCGGCCUUCCGGGACCCAAGGGAGAUGUUGGUUUCCAGGGGCGACCAGGCCCACCGGGACCACCAGGCCUUGGGGAACCAGGAUUACCAGGGCCUCAAGGGCCACAGGGGAGCCAAGGGGAGAAAGGGCCAAUUGGCGAGGGUCUUCCAGGACCAAAGGGAGAGCGAGGCUUGGAGGGGCCACGGGGGCCCAGAGGACAGCCAGGCGCUGGAAUCAAAGGGGACAAGGGGGAGUUUGGCCCUCCAGGCCUUCCAGGGCCUAUUGGCCUACCUGGGGCAGGCAUACAGGGGGAAAAGGGUAUGGAGGGGCCAAGGGGGCCACCAGGAAGCAGAGGCCCUGUAGGAGAGGGUUUACCUGGACCCAAGGGAGACCAAGGGUUGCCGGGGGAGGUCGGCGCUACAGGAGAGAGGGGUGCUGGCGAACCUGGACCUAAGGGUGAGCCAGGAGCAUCAGGUUUGGGUGGGUUGCCAGGUCUGCCAGGAGAGGAUGGAGCCCCAGGGCAGAAGGGUGAACCAGGCGCCCCAGGUCUGAGGGGGCCAGAGGGUGCACCUGGAAUUGGCAACCAGGGUGAGAAGGGCGACCAAGGCCAAAGGGGAAUUAGAGGCUUGACUGGUCCACCUGGCAUUGCUGGACCCUCGGGAGCAAAGGGAGAACCAGGGUCUCCAGGCAGAUUGGGUUUACCUGGUUUGCCAGGCCGCGGCAUUAUCGGACCCAAGGGUGACCUCGGCCCACCUGGUCCUUCAGGUCCAAUUGGGGAGACUGGCUAUGGACUUCCUGGUCCAAAGGGGGACCGUGGAGAUCCAGGCCCUGCAGGUCCGUUUGGUCCCAAAGGAGAUGGAUACCCUGGGCCUGUGGGCCCUCCUGGUUUGCCCGGGCUUCCAGGAGAACCAGGGCUUGAAGGAGUGGGUAUCCCCGGACCAAAGGGGGAUAUUGGUUUCCGUGGGUUGCCAGGUUUACCGGGACCUCCUGGAGAAGGCCUCCAAGGACCACCGGGCAAUACUGGACGACCUGGCCCAUCAGGGCCAACAGGGCCGCCAGGACAAGGCAUUCAGGGGCCAAAGGGUGAGCAGGGGGCCCAGGGCGUGACAGGGCCAAGGGGAGCACCUGGAGAGGGCUUUCCUGGAGCUAAAGGUGACCGUGGAUCCGUAGGGGAGAGGGGGUUGAAAGGAAUCAAAGGAGAUAUGGGUGACCCUGGACUCCCUGGGCAAGCUGGUCAACCUGGGAUCAAAGGUGAAGCAGGCCUUACUAGAGAGGACAUCAUUCGCAUGAUCAAGGAGAUUUGUGGAUGUGGUAUCAAAUGUAAGGAGAGGCCCAUGGAGCUGGUGUUUGUCAUCGACAGCUCAGAGAGCGUGGGCCCGGAGAACUUUGAAAUCAUCAAGGACUUUGUAAUGGCUCUGGUGGACCGCGUCACCGUGGGCCGCAACGCCACUAGGAUCGGCCUGGUGCUGUACAGCUUGGAGGUGAAGCUGGAGUUCAACCUGGCCCGCUACAUGACCAAACAGGACGUCAAGCAGGCCAUCAGGAACAUCCCCUACAUGGGAGAGGGCACUUACACCGGCACGGCCAUCCGGAAAGCCACCCAGGAGGCUUUCUACAGCUCCCGCACAGGAGUCAGCAAAGUGGCCAUCGUGAUUACCGACGGACAGACAGACAAACGAGAGCCGGUGAAGCUGGACAUAGCGGUGCGGGAAGCGCACGCGGCCAACAUUGAGAUGUUUGCUCUGGGGAUCGUGAAUACCUCCGACCCGACGCAGGCCGAGUUCCUGAGAGAGCUGAAUCUGAUCGCCUCUGACCCAGAUAGCGAGCACAUGUUCCUCAUUGAUGAUUUCAACACCCUGCCAGCUCUCGAGUCCAAGCUGGUCAGUCAGUUCUGCGAGGACGAGAACGGAGCCCUGAUUUACAACCGGGUCACCAACGGCUACAAUGGCUAUGGCAACAACGGCUACAACGGCAACAGGAAUGCCAUCAAUGGGAACUACGCCAUCGGUGGCUAUGGUUACAGGCCUGCGACCAGUCGGGACACGCUGAACGGCCGUCAGACUGGCAUCAGUGUUGGCACCAGCACUCACAGUCAGGGCCGAGGGGAAACCGCGCAGCACGGCAGCACAGGACAGGAUCACCGUCAGGGAGGAGGAGGGCAGAACGUCUAUGUUGAGACGUCGUCAAAUCAGGGAAGCGAUCGUGGGGACACAUUUAACCGCAACACGUCAUCAAUCAGACCCGUCCAACCUGGCAGGGAAAGUUCUACUUUCCACACAGGAGGCUCUUCUUCAUCUUCAUCUUCAUCUUCAUCAUCUUCUACAAAUAUAACUACAUCGUCUUCAGGUGGAUCUGCACAAAGACCAGCUCUGCCCAAAGAGUUUGUACCCUUGGACCCUCGCUGUGCCUUGGUUCUGGACCAGGGCACAUGUCGGGACUAUAACAUCCGCUGGUAUUAUGAUAAGCAAGCCAACGCCUGUGCCCAGUUCUGGUAUGGCGGCUGUAAUGGAAACAAGAACCGCUUUGACACAGAGGAGGAGUGCAAGAGGACGUGUGUGCUUGCCAGAUCAACCGGAGGCUGAGGGAAGGCAUCUGCCGUGCAUCUGCUGUAGAUCUCAUUUCAAGGAGGGGGCAGCUAAUACUGGCAGUUUUUCAUUGGGUUAUGUAAAAUUCUUUGCAUAAUUCCCAGGCAUAUACACUGAUGCACCAUGUCAGGAUCUGCAUUCAGAAGAUAAACCACUGAAUCUCAGUUCUAUCUCAGGACACCACCCCAAAACGCACAUACAGUACCCAACCGUCCCCUCCUAUAGCACUUAUUGUACUCAUAUAUUGUCAUUGUCCUGUUUUAAUUGCAGUAACAGAAAAUUUAGCUUUGAAAGAUAGAUACCUCUAAUGUGUGUGUUACUUUUACACACUACAAACUAGAUCAGCAUCUAACCCAGAAGAUAUUCCACCACUCCCACUCAGGAAUACAAAUGAGCAUUUGUACAACCUGUUUCCAGUUCCCCUGGGUUUUUCAAAAGCUGUGCGACAUGGUAAUCUGUGUGAAACUAUUUUGGACUUACUUACUUACAAGUAUGUAAGUGCUGCAAAGAUUGUGAAAAAGGUGUGUUGCUCAACAUGUUCAGUAAUAUCUUUGUUGCACUGGUAUCAAUCAGUCAAGCAAUGUACCACAAAAUCAUAUCAGUGGUUUAAUCUGUUGAGGUCCUUUUUUUAAAUAUAAUCACAAGAGCCAGUAACACACAGCAAAGAUGAUACCUUUCAUCAAAGCUGUCACUUAUAUCAAUAAAAUAUAUUUUUGCUUAUUUUUUGUUUAAUCAAAAUGACUGAUGCUCUGUAACGUCAAGGAACAGUUUUGUGCGUAUGAAUGUGUUUUGUUUUUUUUUCUUCAGACUUCAUGAAUGAAAAUGUGAUGUUUUGUGUUUUAUGACGCCUCAUUUAUUUUAUUUUAUUUUUUUAACCACUAACACUUGAAACUGUGUAAAGCUCAGCCUGUUUGUUCACACAAUAAUCUAAUUAUAAUACAGAAUAUUGAUGGACAGACUGUAUACACACACACACACACACACACACACACACACACACACAGAGUUGUAUACUGCCCUCUACUGGGAACAUUAGUGCCAUGAUGAUGGCAUUUGACACCAUGGGGAAACAUUUCUUUAGAUCACUAUGUCAUGUUACCCGCCUGUGCUGACUGUAAAUCAGUGAGUCCUGUAUGUUACAUUGUCAUUUGAUGUCGAGCAUUUUUAAUAAAUCUUCUCCAAACUGA